Molecule: messenger RNA, 1273 nt
Organism: Didymodactylos carnosus
Lineage: Eukaryota; Metazoa; Rotifera; Eurotatoria; Philodinida; Philodinidae
Source: the annotation of a GenBank genome assembly
AUAAAUCGUAAGAUUUCUGAGUUUGAAGCUAUGUUAUUUGUGUUAUGUGUUGUACGGAUUCGGUUUAGAAACCGAUGAUCGUUAUGAAGCAUUGAAAUGUGAAGUACAAUUAAUGAAAAAACGAUUAUUAAGAUUAGAAAAAGUGUAUGCCACAUUAAAAAAAAAUAAACAAUUAGAAAAAAAAGUAUUAUCUGUUGUAUCUGAUCCAUCACCGUUAGAUUUUACGCAAAAGAUCAAAGAUAUAUUUAAUAUCAACGCAACAUCUAUUCGUUCGCCUGCGAAUAGACCAACGAUGGUAAUGCGAGAAAUAUACACAAAGUCUGGACAUGAACCCAAUCAAUGGAGAAAAUACAUCGAACCAAAUCAAAGUGUAUUACAAGGUAAGCAUAAAAGAUCAAUAAAACUAAAGCGGAUUUCUCCAGGUACAGCGAAAAGAAAAAAACAAACUACAUGUCUUAGAUUGUUGUGAACAGCAUCAAAGUUAUAUAAGAGAAGAAAACGUACGCUGAUGCUUAAUAUCAAUUAUUUUAUCAUUUUUCUUAUAGAUUUUAUACAACAAAAGUGUAUGGUUUCAGACGAAGACAUGCCAUUGAUAUGGUUUCAAAUAAUAAAAUCAAUGGAACAAUAUCCAUAUGAUGUAAAAAUAAAAAACACAAAGAAAAAUCAACAGCAAUAACUACAGCCUCGUCGAUAUCAAUAUCGAAAAAUAUUGAUACAACGGAAGAUGACAAGGAAGAGGAACGAUGGCAACGAGGAACGAUGGCACAAUGGAAUAAUUAGAGAAAAAACACUCAUUGUAUUGAAGUUGCAUGAACUCAACAAUUAGUAUUAUGUUGAAAAUAAUGUGAGAAAUUUCGAUUUUAUUUCUUCAGCUACUUACGAAAGAAGAAACUACGAUAUAUAUAUACAUAAAGUUAUCUUCUUUUGGAAACGGUUGUAUGCGGUCUCCAAAACGAAAAGAGAAGAAUAGAAGAUAAAUUUAUGUAUAUGUUGCAGGAGAAAUUAAAAUUCAUUGGAAUUUAAAACUCUCCUAGUAGAAAUUAAAAUCAAUAUAUUCACAAACAGGAAAACUCAAUUAUCCAGCUUUAGAGCUCGAAUUUUAGUUUUCUGAAAAGCGCACGAAGUUUAUGGACGUCAGGUGAAGAUCAUGACCAGUGACUGCGAGUCCCAAAACCGCAACUUGUGAGCAGAAUUUGACCCGUAAACGUUUCGUGACCUGUAUUCAAACUCAUGGCUAUAUUUUGAUCGGAUAUGUUGAUAUAACUUUCGGACU